Messenger RNA from Rhizoctonia solani, 708 nucleotides. RefSeq lists its product as uncharacterized. NCBI's taxonomy places the organism in Eukaryota, Fungi, Basidiomycota, Agaricomycetes, Cantharellales, Ceratobasidiaceae. Bases 1 to 708 code for a protein of 235 amino acids. The record is from RefSeq and is a predicted model, not a curated record. The transcript has 8 exons.
AUGUCUGCCCCGACGCCAUAUACCACUCAACAGGCACUCCCACGAGGCUCAAAAGUCACUGAAAGUGACGACUAUGUCACAGUUGUGACGGAUGUGAAGGGCAAUACACUCGAAGUUCCAAAAUGGGAAUAUUCUCGGUUUCUCGAAAUUGAGACCCGCAAGCGCGAUCGUACCCUGAGCAAGGAUGCACGCCAGGCCGCCCGCUCUCUGGCUGAAAUCAUCCUCAAUCGCUGGUGCGAGCGACGGAAAGGCAAAAACGAAAAGACUAGACCUAGUCGCAAAAGGAAUGCAUGCGAUAUGCUUUCUGAAACUAUAGACAUGUCUUCACCCGCAUCCACCCAGAGUGAUCUACCAAACGACCUUGGUACAUUACCUAAAGUACCCAAAACACGGCUCCGUCGAGGAACCAUUGUAUCAUCCCGGCCAGGGUUCCACACCGUAGUCGUCGAUUCAUCCAAUAAUACGCUCGAGGUUCCGGAGGACGAGUACAACAAAUGGUACUCGCUCUACGAACGGAAAUCCGACGUCGAAUCAAGCAUAGAUACCAGGCUUGCCAAUCGUGCUCGUGCGAAAAAUAUGAUGGACAAUUGGUGUAAACGUCGGAAACGUGCCAAAAAGACAGUCGGAUCUUGUGCUGGUGAAGUGCCCGUGGACGAUGAUGGUUACGCAGCUGCGAUGGCACUAAUGGGUUUAUCUUAUGUCUCAUAG